Molecule: messenger RNA, 1004 nt
Organism: Drosophila biarmipes
Lineage: Eukaryota; Metazoa; Arthropoda; Insecta; Diptera; Drosophilidae
Exons: 1
Coding region: 5-880 (291 amino acids)
Source: RefSeq, a predicted model, not a curated record
CAUAAUGGCAGUAUCUACAAAAUUGGCCCUAGUCUCCCUAGUUUUUUGGGUCUUUCUCCUCGUUGGAGUUCUAGCCAUAAAGCCUACUCGACAGGAGGCGGAGGAGAACAUGUCCAGGUUCAUGAGUGUCCUUCGCCAGGAGCAGCUGAGCGCCGGUUCACCUCGCUUCAAUGAUGUGCUGGGCAACGCCAGGACGAUAAUCGAGUACCAGGAGUCGGGAUUCAUUGGGGUUCGCAGCAUUUUCCAGUGGAUGACCAGCCCGAAUCCCCGCAACGAUGGCGUCUACAACUUCCUGCAGUUCUACACCACCGAAUCGAGUGGCUACAUAGGAUUGCAGAACUACGACAAGAGCUCGAAGUAUACGGUUCUGUUUUCCGUUUGGGAUGCCACAAGUGCGAGUCCAGGUGAUAACUUCGAAUGCAGCACCUUCGGAGGAGAGGGCAUCGGGUACAAGUGCUUCAACUACACUUUCCCGCUGAUCAGCAAUGCCAUUUACUUCCUGGAUGUGCAGAUCGAGGGUUCUACCUUCAGGGGAUACAUCUCGGAGCCGCAGGAGAAUCUGGACAGUGUGACCAGCAAUCAGGUGACACGCCACUUGAUCGGCGAGAUCACCACCCCCCACGAGAAGCUGACCAACCUGAUACCCUUUGGCUACUACAAUGAGAACUACCGCGACAAGGACACCUGCAGGGAGGCCUUCGAACUGGUGACCGUCAACCAGGCUCCUCAUCAGUAUACGCACUAUGGCCAUGCCAACACCAAGUUCACCGAGGCCUAUCUCUACAAUUCCGAGUGCGAGGUGGAGAAUAUAUUGGUGGCCCUCACGGCGGACAAGAAGAGCACCAUCUACUUCACGAGGCCCACAGCUUUGGAUCUAUGAAAGGAGCAUAUUUUUUAUUAGUUACUAGAUUGAGAGUCCUGGCUUACAUUUUUUUUUAUUUUUUUUAAAUACAUAUAAGAAAGAACUAAUUGUGAAAUUCGAAGAAUAAAUAUUUAUUGAAUUA